Molecule: messenger RNA, 4896 nt
Organism: Diachasma alloeum
Lineage: Eukaryota; Metazoa; Arthropoda; Insecta; Hymenoptera; Braconidae
Gene: put
Product: activin receptor type-2A
Exons: 8
Coding region: 1220-2818 (532 amino acids)
Biological process (GO): activin receptor signaling pathway; protein phosphorylation; cellular response to growth factor stimulus
Cellular component (GO): activin receptor complex; plasma membrane
Molecular function (GO): metal ion binding; ATP binding; activin receptor activity
Source: RefSeq, a predicted model, not a curated record
CCCUGGCCUGACCACCCAAAGCGUCCGUCUAGUUGCGCUUUGUGCUUCGUGUGUCCUUCUCCGUAUUUUUAGAUAAUAAUAACUGUGAAAAAAAUGCAUCGUACAGUGUGAAUUUCCAUUGGCAAUACCAGAAGUGAUUGUGAGAUGCAAAAGACAGUGUCACGGUGAUGGAAUUUCAUCCGAUAGUGCAGUUUCAUUGCUCCUAAUGCACUAUUUUUGGCUCCAAAGUGAUUUCUGCUCUGUGCCAAGGAGUAAAAAAAUGUCACAAAUUUAAUUUUUACACGAGACUCAUUGUAAAAGCUCAUGCAGACAUCGGAGUGAGAAGCCUCGCAGUGAGACAGAACGGGAGGACAUGUGUUGGCGAAUGAAUAAGAACAAUUUGCUUAUUAGCUAAUCGACACGAGGAAAGAACUGGCAGGGCCAACGCUGUCACUAGUGAGGUAGUAGUAACCGCAUUCAAUCACUGCUGGUCAGCUCUCCAUAGCCCUCCCCGCCUACCUACACAGUGCGCUGGCCCCGAGCUGCUAUUUCACAUGUAUUCCAAAUAUUUGAGGAAAUUUCAACGAAUAUUCACGACAAUACAGCGCAGUACAUACAUUGAGUGUGAAUAAAUUUAUCGUUCAUUGGACUUGUGAAGGGCAAAAUGCCUUCGGAAACGGCAUUUUUCAAGGGAAAUUGGAGGAAAUCAACAAUUUCCUCUGCAUACACUUUUUAGAAGGAAUUUCAAAUGCAUCGUUUCACAUUUGAUGAUCAGUGCCAUCGACCGAGAAUAUUUACACUUGAAUGGAUGAAAAAUCAAAUCAAUUCCUUGAUGAAUAAUCAAUAAUAUUUAAUGCUAUUUUCAAAAAUCCUCGAGAUUUUUGAAAGACGUGAGAGACGAAUUCGACGGACUUGAAUUCGAAUGGGUCUCGAAGGCUUUGAUCAAUCAGCAUCACUGACACAGGAUUCUACCAGGCUCAAGAUCAAGUACAGUGAUCAUUUGUGUUCAAUUCACUCCAACAUUUGUUGAUGCAGAAAAAUCUCAUUCGCACUGGUACUGGUCCAGAGUGGAUUUAUGCGUUGGAGUCCCGUUAUCGGCAUUCAGCUCUACUGUACCGGUGAUUUCAGUUUACCCAGAUAGAAGUGAACGAAGGGUCGCCACUAUCGCUGAAGCCCCAAAAAGUGACAGCAUUGGCCUUCUCAGUUUUAUCUCUCGGCUAAUAAACACAAAAUUGGUUAUAUGUUAUGUUAUAACAGCGCAAUGGCCACUUCUUGGAAUGCAGUAUCCUCGUAUCAUCUGCUCUUAUUGCUGGGUUUAUUGGGACUAGUUUCUGGUCACGAUGUCAAGGGAUCAACUUAUUGCGAAUUUUACAAUGAGACGAUGUGCCCAGGAUGCUCCGAGCGCGAAGAAUGUGCACCACAUGAGCCGGACAGAAGGAAUCAUUGCUACGUAUUGUGGCAAAUUGACGAUGUGACGAAGAAGUCAACUAUUAAAUUGAAGGGCUGCUUUCUAGAUAGUAAAGAGUGUUAUGAUAAGAAUCAGUGCGUGGAGAGGAAUGGCGACAGAAAGAAAAAAUUAUUUUUCUGCUGUUGCGAUGGCAAUAUGUGCAAUCAGAAUUACACAUGGGAUCCCCAGCCUACGGAGCCACCAACUGAGCACCACGAUUUCAAACCAGUUCCAAAUACUGAACAGCAGAUUCUGACAUUGGUCCUGUCUGUAUCAGUCCCUCUGCUUGUCCUCAUAAUUGUAUUGUCAACAUUGUAUUGGUGCUACAAACGUAGAAAACUGGGUUAUUUCAAUGAGGUGCCAACCUUAGAGCCCUUGCCACUGCCUCAGCCAUCCCCAAAUUUAGGUCUACGUCCAAUACAACUGGUGGAAAUAAAAGCGAGAGGACGAUUUGGCGCUGUCUGGAAGGCACAAUUGAAGAAUGAAGUUGUUGCUGUUAAAGUAUUUCCAGUUCAGGACAAACAGUCGUGGCAAACUGAACAGGAGAUUUUCAAAUUAGCCCACAUGGAUCACGAAGAUAUUCUUCACUUUAUUGGCGUUGAAAAGAGGGGGGAUAACUUGCAGGCCGAAUUUUGGCUCAUUACGGCAUAUCAUGAGAAAGGUUCUCUAUGUGAUUAUUUAAAGGCCAAUGUUGUUAGUUGGCCAGAAAUGUGUAGAAUAUCUGAGUCCAUGGCUAGGGGAUUGAUGCAUCUCCAUGAGGAAAUACCAGCUAACAAGGCUGAUGGAUACAAACCAGCGGUUGCUCACAGGGACUUUAAAUCCAAAAAUGUUCUACUAAAAGCUAAUAUGAGUGCGUGCAUAGCUGACUUUGGUUUGGCGCUCAUUUUUCACCCUGGCAAGCCGUGCGGAGAUACUCACGGACAAGUCGGUACACGGAGGUACAUGGCUCCGGAAGUCCUUGAGGGUGCUAUAAAUUUUACACGCGAUUCAUUUCUACGGAUAGACAUGUAUGCGUGUGGUCUCGUUCUUUGGGAAUUGGCAUCCAGAUGUACUGUCCAGGAUGGACCAAUUGGAGAGUACAGAUUGCCAUUUGAAGAGGAAGUAGGACUACACCCAACCCUGGAAGACAUGCAGGAAAGCGUGGUCCAUAAAAAAGAACGUCCACUGAUUUUGGAGACGUGGCGAAAACAUAAUGGGCUCGUUGCAAUUUGUGACACAAUGGAAGAGUGCUGGGAUCACGAUGCCGAAGCCAGACUCUCAGCAUCUUGUGUCAUGGAACGAGUGGCCACCCUCAGCAGAAGUCUCGUCAUAAAUUCGUCAACUCUGAUCAGAGUUGAUAAUACAAACGAGUCUCUGAAUACCAAGGAAUCUAAUCGACACUUACUUGUCUGAACCGUACGAGGCCGCGGGAUACGUAGUUAAUUGUACAGGGAAUUCUACUGAUGAAGAUUUUAACGCAGAGUGAGGAGCAUAAGCUGCAUAAUAAAUAAAACUUAUCAAUUUUUUCAAUAAAGUGGGUAAAAGACAUGAUUAUGAAAAUUAAUAGAUGAAAAAGGAAAACAAUUUUAUAUGCAAUAGGUAAUAUGUUUACCAAGUAUCGUAUGUUUUCCUCUUGUAAUACACAGUAGAGUUCAACCGUCGCUAAUACCCCGUACGCAUGCUUCAUUUCCAUCCCCGAGAGUAUUGUAAUUCUUGAAUUAUCGAUCAAUUAGACAUCUGUGUUGACUGACAUUGGGUUUUGACAGUGCCAAAUAGUGUAGACAAAUGCCAUAUACUUUUCAAUUUUUUUUACCUUUUUGGUUUCUCUUGUUUGUUUUUUAUCCACAUGAUUUAAGGUUUAUUUUUAGCACUAAGGAAGCAAAAGCAUAGAGGGAAUUUGUGUUUAAUUUUCCAUGAUUUUUAAGAUAAAAUUACAAUAUUCUGGAUCACCAAUCUGUGCAAUAUUAAAUUUGAGAGCCUUCCCUCUAUUCUUCAGCACACAGGAUAAGGAAGAGUAAAGAGGAGAUUAUUUGUCAUUGAUGAAUAUGUAACAAGUAAUUAUUUUCAUCGUUUAUCGGCAGAAUACUUCCUUUCUAUCGAAUUGUUCGUCAAAGAUUUCUGUUGAUUCACAUUUGCUCACUAAUAACAUGACACGAACGCAGAAAAUUCUGUCUUUCUGUUUUUAGAGAAUAAAAAUUUAGGUACUAAUACAUUUUCUAAUUGCAGAAUUUUUUCACUUUUAAUUGACGAAAUGAGCUUUGAGAGGAAGUAAUGCUGUCUGGAAUUUUUGAUUUUUUUUCAAAAUGUGUUAUACGUAGAAACAUUAAUUAGGGGUAUACUCACCAGUGAAAAUAUUCAGGUCUAUGAUUUGAAAAUCUACAGAAAAUUUCAAAGCCUAUGUAAAUUUGCUACAAAAAGUUGUCCACCUCCGGUGAAUAUUAAAUUUCAAUCGCGCUGCUUUAUAUAUUAAUUAAUUUACACUAGUGCCCAUUCGUGGGAAUAUUUUUUUAUAUGUUUAAUUAACUUGUUAAUGGUGUCAUUGAGAAUGUUUUUGACUUUAUUGAGCAAUCUGUCAUUGACGUAAUAGUUGGUGGAUAAUUUUUUUUUUCAUUGAAUACUUUCGUUAAACGUAAUGAAAUGAAGAUGGGACAGAGACUGAACGGACAUACUUCGUCCAAUUUUUUAUAACACUAACCCAUAACGACAAAAUCAUUGCUUUCUGGAUUACGUGACUGCUAUUAUUAUUAUAUGUUAUAUUUGCAGUUAUAUCCAAAAUAUACAGGCAUAAAUGAGCUCGAACAAUAUCUUCACUUUCAAUGCCACGGUCCACACAUUUAAACGUGAAAAUAAAAAGAGAUAAUUAAUUCUGUAAAUAUUAUCAUGGUAUACGUAUAAAAUGAGAUAUUAUUUAUUGGGAAAUUUGAAACUACCCGCAGGGAAACUAGUUUUUUAUUUAUCACCCAAUAAUAUUAGUUUUCUUAAUCUUCAGAAUGUUUCGACUAUGAUGCGUCUGUGCACAAAACUCAUUAGCGUAUUAAUUUUCUCAGUCUAAGUUAGUUUUUGAAAUAAUAAGAAACAAUCUGUACACAUGCACCCACCCCCUCUCCUCUUUCCCUUCCUACCCCUCCCCCCCUUAUAAUUUUUCAAUAAAAAUAUCAUUAACAUUUUCAAAUAGUGAUAAUUUAUUAUUUAUAAAACAGACGAAAGAUCUUUCCAUCGUGAAUAUCAUCAUUUUAUUUAUGUAAAUGUAUACAUACUCAUGGGUUUCUUCAAAUUCCGAGCGUUGUUACUAAAAUUUCAAUUUGUGUGUAUUUUUAUACCAGCUUCACGUACAUUGUUGCUUAUUCAUUUCAAAUUUUCCGGCGCAAAACACAGUAUAAUUAUCAUUAGUUUAGUACGUAAUGAGUACAACAUUUAAUGAUUUUCGUUCAGUAAAGCCAAAGUCAGAUACUUGUACAUUUAAUAUGUAGAAUAUAUACAAACUACCCUUU